Messenger RNA from Candidozyma auris, 1665 nucleotides. RefSeq lists its product as uncharacterized. NCBI's taxonomy places the organism in Eukaryota, Fungi, Ascomycota, Pichiomycetes, Serinales, Metschnikowiaceae. The coding region runs from base 1 to 1665 and encodes 554 amino acids. The transcript has a single exon. The record is from RefSeq and is a predicted model, not a curated record.
AUGAAGCGCAUCUUCCGACGCAAAUCAAGGUCAAACUCCGCAUCCCAUGGCGACGUGAAGCCGUUCCAGCGCCGCUUGAGUCUUCCUGCUCCCAAUGAAGUGGAAAUCUUGCACUCCAUCAACUCGGCCAACGUCUCAGAGGUUACACCUCCUCCACAGGACUCGAGCGAGCUACGGAGCCUCUUGGACGAGGAAAGCGUGGCUCUUUCAGAGACUGAGACGCUUGCGCAGCCGAAAUCCCACCGAUGGGAUCUCCAAGAAACAUACACCGAGAAUUACACAGAGUACUUGCCGUACGUGAUCAACAGGCUUCGAGCUGAGCGCCAAGAGGAGCUCAGGAUCGGGGCACCCGAGCGAAAUGGGGUCAGCAUAGAAGAUGGCACUUCGGACGACGACGAGACGGUGAUCUCCGAGCUGGGGUCCGGCGAGUGUAUUCUUCGACGUCCCACGACGGUGUGGAACUUGAAGCGCAGCUUGAUUGUGGGCAGAGAGUUUAUCAAGGGCACUACGUAUGUGUUUCCUGACGCCAUCAGCUUUGAGAAAUUUAGGUAUUUGCGCUCCAACAUGAAGAAACUUAGCAAGAAUUCCUUCAUAAUCUACGACGCAGAGGGCAAUAUCAAAAAGGUCAAAGGAAAACCGCCCUCGGAGGAGAACGCAGGGCCUCUUUUAGAGAAGGGGUGUGUGGUGGACCAGAGACAGCAUAUCAUUCCCGUGGACUACAAAUUGCGUGGCGAAGGCUUGCCCAUCCUCAAGAUCGUCAGUCCUUACAUGUCUUCCUUCAGGAAAAAAGUUCCCUACAUGGUUUAUCGAAGAUAUCGCCAGGUGCCGCUACGACCUAGCGACAAGGACGACGAGGACGAGAACUACGAGCUGUACGUUUUUUGCACCGUCCACGUCAAAAACUUUUCUCUGUACCGACGGUACAUCUUCCAUUUCACCCCUGAAGAUAGACCACCGAUGAAGAUGUUGGUAUUUCAGAACAACCACAGGCCUUUCGCUGACUUCAACUACAAGGAUACACGUUUCCGCAUAUCAGGGACCUCGUUGACUAAUCCUUAUUUAAUGAGCUACAAUCCAGAAAUGAAAUUGCUUGUGUUGGGCAGCCGGCAGCCCUCGCUUUGUGAUAACAUCAUAGACAAACUGAUGCAAGACGCAUACAGAAAGUCCAACUCCACGAUCAACUUAAACGAUUGCCCUGGCCUGACACCUCCAGAGGAAUAUCCAAACCCAAUACCCAAUCCAAAGAACCCCAUUCUCACUGAUGAUGAUGGUCCGCUUCUGCGCUCUUCCAUCAGAACAUACAUUUUAAACAAGAUGCCUCCGUUUGGGCGCUUCCUUGAUUCGUGUGCCUACAUGGAUGAGUCACCGCUAUUUCCAAAGAAAUACUCCGAGUCAGGGAAAGUGGAGUUAUACCAGGACAACACAACCAUGGACCCACAUGUUAAUCUCUCAUUGGCCUCUAGUGUUGAUUACGACAAUUUAGUGCUUACGACUGUAUUCUUGACUUUGCAGGAGACCAGGACAAGAAACACCAAUCGUUACGCUUCCAACAAGUAUAUGGGAGGCGUCGGAGGGGGUGCUUUUCUCGCUGGUCUGGGAUUUGGAGGCGUUAGAGGUUACGAACCUUCAGCCCAUUUGGGAACCUUCUCGAUGAACGCAUUAUAG